CAAAAUGAUGGGAUUGUCUCUUUAAAUGAUCCAAAGUCCCGAUAAAUUCCCAGUCGAGCCAAAACUUCAGGUAGAAAUUCAUAAUAAACGAUACAAAAUUGCUCGUGAAAAACCCGCAGUUUAUAUGUCUGAGGCUCAACCGAACGGUAUGUCGGGGAGGACGACCAUAAGGGGCAACCCGUCCCAGUAUGUAAAGCUGAAUGUCGGAGGCUCCUUACAUUACACCACAAUUGGUACCCUCACUAAACAUGAUACCAUGCUUAGAGCCAUGUUCAGUGGCAGAUUGGAGGUUCUUUCUGAUUCCGAUGGUUGGAUCCUUAUUGAUCGCUGUGGCAAACACUUUGGAACCAUAUUGAACUUCAUGAGAGAUGGAAAUGUCUCCUUGCCAGAAUCAAACAGAGAGAUAGCAGAGCUACUUGCUGAAGCAAAAUAUUAUUGCAUUGAAGAGCUUGCUGAAUCAUGCAACAAGGCUUUGCAGAAAAAGGAGAGAGGAGAAUAUGAACCUCAAUGCAUGGUGCCACUGAUAACAUCAUCAAAGGAAGAAGAAACUCUUAUAAGUUCGUAUUCAACCAAACCAGCCAUAAAACUGUUAAUUAACAGGCAUAACAAUAAGUAUUCAUACACAUCCACCUCUGAUGAUAAUCUUUUAAAGAAUAUUGAAUUAUUUGACAAGCUGUCACUGUGGUACAGCAAGAGGGUGAUGUUCUUGAAGGAUGUUAUCAGCACAGGAGAGAUUUGCUGCUGGGUGUUUUAUGGACAUGGAAAAAAGGUUUCAGAAGUUUGCUGCACGUCAAUCGUCUACGCGACCGAUAAGAAACACACGAAAGUGGAGUGUCCCGAGGCCCGAAUCUACGAAGAAACCCUGAAUAUCCUGCUGUACGAAAAUCUAAACGCACCAAAUCAGGAAUUGAUGCAGGCCACGUCUACGAGGGCGGCCGUUAGUGGCAUGUCCUCCUACACCAGCGACGAGGAGGAGGAACGUUCAGGUAUUGAACGACUGAGAUCUAAUAAAAGUAGUAAUACCAACUGAUUUUUGAGAAAAAGUCGCUCCUUACCUAGGACUAGUCAGUUUUAAUGUCUCGAUGUUUUUUUUUUCUAUGUUGUAAAGCGCGGGCGGUCAUUUUAUGCAAAAAAGUUACAAAAAAAAGAAAGAGAUAUUUAUUACGGUUUAGGUUACUAUAUUUUUACUGCAGUAUUUUUUUGAAAAAGAACCUUUUGGAAUACUUUUUUUUUACUUGUAAGUGGUUUAAAGUGGAAUUUAGAUCCAACUUAUAAAAGUCACAACAAAAGUAUUAGGCAUUUUAAAUGUUGGCUCUCAUGAGGAUCUUAAAAUAUAUAGGAUAGAAGAGGGGAACAGCUCAAAUAUUAUUGCCAAACUUUAUGACGUUUUAAAAAGUAAUUACUUCACUUCUGAACAACGAUGUCUGAUGUACUUUGUUCAGCUGUAUGUUCGCCUACUUUCAAUUUCUUGGAAAUAACAUUUUUCAUAUUAUGCUUGCUAUCAUAUAAGUUUUCCAAAUUAGUAGUUCAUGUGCAAGUGUCACUGGGGUUUAGUAAUUGUCAAACGCAAGUGUUCGUUAUUUUCAACUGGCCGAUCGUAGCUGUUUGCCAUAUACGUUAACUCUUUGAGGUACAGAAAAAAUGGUAAAAAUUUACCCAAGUGGUACAAAAAAAAUGUAUUCUUAUUUAUAACAAAAAAACAUAAAAACUAAUUCAAGGUGCUCUAAAAUAAAACAUAACAUUGAGAAAUAUCAAAUUUUUUACUUUUUUCUUUAAAAAACCCAUGGGACAUAUUUUGACCCACCAUACAACUGCCUAAAGUUAUUUUGUAUGUUAGGACUGAAAACAAGACUUGUUCUUUCCCAAACAUAGGGGAACUUCAGAUACGCUGCAGCUCCAGUUUAUGCGUAUUUCAAAUUCCUUGGAACUGCAGACUGCACAUCUUCGUCUACUGCUUCGUACUGGGUGAUGUGUACUUUGAGUAAGUCUAACCGUUUCUGGUUGGGAAGGUUUCCUUUUUUUGAUGGGAAUUGGUAAUGGUUUUUCGGUACCCUGUAAUGAUGUUACCAAUUUGUCAGCAACUAGAUGUUCUAUAAUAUUCAAACGAAAUUUUUUCAUGUUCAUUUUAGGCCGUUCAGAUAACUUGUAAAGCACGUAAGCAUUAACAACAGCAGCAUCAAUAAAGAAAAACAUGAUUCUAUGCCACCAUUUUUUGCUUUUUCGGUCGAGGCCGUAAACUGCCCUCAUUUGGUCAAAUUUAUCUACUGAGUUCAUAUGUUUAUUGUAAUCAGUCAGCGCUAUUGGGCAAGGUAUGUUUUCUACACUGCCGUCUUUCGCUUUCCUUUUGACCUCAGUUGUGUCAUCUGGGUUGUGAUAAUUUGAAAGAAGUUGAACUGUUCUUUUAUCGCGCCAUUUAAAUACUGAAAGUCCUGUAGAACUCACGUACCAGUCCCAGUCACCUCUGUGCAUUGCUUUAUCUUUCAGAAAUUGGGCCAUAUUUUUUCUGGUAUGUCUAACAUUACCACAGGCAAAUAACUUUUCUUGAUACAGUUGAUUCAUUAGAGCUACAUUUGUAAAAAAGUUAUCAAAGAAAAUUUUAUGAUACUUGUGUUUUAAAUUUUGUGUCAUCUGAAGCACUACUUUGGGUACCCAAACAUUUUUCUGCAACAGGACCGGUUUUGCUACAAUAUAUUUCAAGAUCCCAGCAAUAUCUAGUGCUGUCAGCUAUCAUCCACACUUUAUAGCCAGUCUUUACUGGCUUUGCAGGCAUGUAUUGUUUGAUCGUAGAUCGGCCUUUAAACUUUAUCAUAGACUCGUCCACUGAUAAAAAUUCGUGAGGAUGCAGACAGGCUUGAAAAUUGGAUUUCAACAUUUCUAAAAAUGGUCUUACCUUAUAUAAUUUAUCAAAAUUAUCGGAAUUUCGGUUGGGCAUGAAGUUGUUGUCAUUAAGAUAUACAUUACUUAGGAGCCAACCAAAGCCAUGGACAGUUAUUGGUCUACUAAUAUAGGGAUCAUGUAAAAUUGGAUCUGUACUCCAGUAAUCCCGAUUUGACGGCAGCUUUUUGAUACCCAUUAGUAAGUUUAUACCAAUAAAUGUACGCAUUUCUACACUAUCGGUGGGCUUAUAACUUUUGCCGGAAUUGUGAAAAAUUUGCUCUGCGUAGACGUUUGUUUGAAACACCAUAUGUUCGACAAUUUUGUCUGAAAUCAGAAGUUUAAAAUUAUUAUAUGGUGUCACCCUAUCUAGUUCCUUUAUGACUUGGGCUAGUCCUUCUUACUCCACUGUAUUUUAAAAAUGUUUUUAAUUCGCUCAGUGAAAUAAGGUCUUCGGGGUCCCAUUUCUCCGGUUCUCAGAAGCAGGAUCGGUAUCAGAGCCCGUAGCAGUAUCAGUAGGUACUAAAAAUGUGGUGUUGUCUUGGCUGGUUGAUGGUUCGUUUGGGUCCAUGUGGAUCUUUUGUUUGGAUUUUUUCUUUCGAUUUACGGAUACCAUUAUUGGUGCAUGUUUUGUACUUAGCAAUCUCACAUCGCGCGUAUCUUUCCAUAGCAAGACAACAGUACCAUCUGGAUCUUCAAGUGAUUUAACCUCGCCCCUUUUUAGAUUGGCUUUGGCAACUUCUUUGGGUAUAUCUUUUCGGGUUUUUCUAAAAGUGCCAACAACAUGGGUUUUUUCAUUUAGUAAGGUCUUCGCCAAAGUAUAACUUGUAUAAAAGUUUUCGAUGUAUAAUGUCCGUCCUUGGUGAAGGAGAUCUUUAGCCAACAAAAGACAUACAUUCUGUGCUAAUCCUGUUUCAUGAACACCAGAUGCUGACUUUCCUGAAUAAAUUUUUAGAGACCAGGUAAAUCCAUCUGUAGAACACAACUUGAAGAGUUUUAUGCCAUAACGAUGUGCCUUGUUAGGUAUGUACUGCUUAAAAAUUAAACGGCCUCUCCACGGAACAAGAGUUUCAUCCACCACUAUAUCUUCCCCCGGACAAUACAGUUCUUGAUAUUUUAUUUGCAUAAUAUCGACUAACGCCUGAAUUUUACCAAGACGAUCUCCUACAACAAUUUCUUUAUUAUCUUUGAAAUGCAACAUGGAUAGCAGAAGUUGAUAUCUAUUUCGUGACAUUACUGAAGAUGCAAUUUCAUUUUUAUAUAUCCCCUUUUUUGCCCAGUAAUCUUGUAAACUGCUAAUUCUAAUAAGACCCAUCCAUAAAGUUAAGCCCAGAAAUUUUUUGAUCUCUUCUUCGUCUGUAUCUGUCCAUUUAUUUAUACGGGAGUAUUUUGUCUUUUUCUUUGUCGCAAUACAUUGCUCUGCAAGUUUAUUGGUCUCUUUAACUAUCAAAUUCAAAACAUCAUGGUCUAUAAUUUGUAAAUAUACAGUAGUGGCAGAAAGUAGAGCAACUUCUUUAUUUUAAACACAUCUAUUUUAUUUAGUAAGAAAAUACAAUCAUAUUGGAAAUAUAAUACCAAUAAGAUCUAAGCAUUAUAAAUCUAUCAACAACUUAACUUAAUAUUCUUUGUUUAUAUUUUUUAUGUACAAAAAUUAAUUCUGGGGCGGAAAAAAGUAGAGCAACUUUUUAAGAAUUGAUGUUUUUCUUUUAGUAAAAACUGAAAUACAAUUACAAUUUUAGUAUUUUGUAAAAUAUCCAUCAUUUUUGAUAACUUCCUCACAACGGUGGCGCAUAGAUUGCAGUAACCUAGAAAUUAUUACUGGGUUCAUAUUACUCCAAGCUUCGUGUAAUGCAUUGAACAAUUCGUCCUUAUUUUUGUAAGUUUUCCCCCUUAUUUUCCUAUCCAAAAUUUCCCAUAGGUUCUCGAUGGGGUUUAAAUCUGGUGAUUGACUUGGCCAGUCCAUUACUUGAAUAUAUUGCUGUCUAAACCAAGCCUUUACAUAUUUAGAAGAAUGCUUUGGAUCAUUGUCCUGCUGAAAAAUGUGCCUAAGGGACAUUUUCUCGUCUGCAUAUGGAACCAUUUAAUUUUCCAGAAUAUCUUUGUACAUAAGUCUAUCCAUUAUCCCAUCAAUUUUAUGAAGUGGCCCCAUUCCGAAACCGGAAAAGCAGCCCCACACCAUAACUGAUCCACCACCAUGUUUUACUGUUGGACAAGUGUAUCUGGGAUUUAACCUUUGGUUUGCAGGACGUCGAACAUAGGCUAUUCCAUCACUUUGAAACAAAUUAAACUUUGAUUCGUCGCUGAAUAUUAUCUUUUUCCAGUCAUUAUUUGUCCAGUGCAAAUGAGAUCGAGCAAAAAGAAGACGGGAUCGUCUGUGUUUUGCAGAUAAUAAGGGCUUUUUUGCUGGACGUCUUGCAAGUAAUUUGGCCUCGCAUAAUCUACUUCUUAUUGUCCUUGAAGAUACCUGAACGCCUAAUUCUUCUGAUAAACGCUGCUUUAUUUUACUUGAACCCAAAAAUGGAUCACUCUGAGAUAUUUUCAAAAUUUGUUUAUCUUGAUAUUUAUCGGUUUUUCUUGGUCUUCCUGUUUUUUUUCUAGGUAAAACAUGUCCAUGCUUCACAUAACGUGAAAUUAUUCGCGAUACUAUAGAUUUAUUCAAACUAAACCCUUGCAAUAUUGAUUCGUUUUUCACCAUUUUUGUGACAGUCUAUAAUUCGUGUUUUUAAAUCAAUGGAUAAAGGCCGUCCUCUAGGCAUUGUAAACUAACUUUGCUUUUAAUGCAACCGGUAAACAGCUGGAAUUAAACUAAUAUUAUUCGAUUUGUAAGUUCUAAGAAAAAUGUUGCUCUACUUUUUGCCAGGUACACAAAUUCUUAUCAGUUUAAAAAUAAACAGAAAUAUUUAGAAGGUCAAUUCUUAUCUGAUUUAAGACUACCUACUUGACCAAAAGUAUUGUGGAUAAAUACCAUUGUUAUUCCUUUGUUAGUUGUCAAGAAAUUUUAUUUUUUUAAAAGUUGCUCUACUUUCUGCCACUACUGUACGUCCAGGGGACUGACAUCUCCGAUCUCCUUUUGUAGACCAUGGGGUCCAGUAAAUUCAAAAUUCUUAGAUCUUCCUUCAUAUUCUGUCCAUAUAACGUCACUUGGUCUUCGGUUGGUUUCUUCUCCUUCCAAAAAUUCCCCUUCCUCUUCUUCUCGGACUAAAUUGGCAACAAGUAGGCCAACGUCCUCUCUAUCUGCAGAAUCUUCUUCAUCAGAUGAUGAUCCAGCAUCUGAAUCGCAGUCAAUCCAAGAAGGAUCCUCAAGUGAAUCAUCUGAAUCUUCACAGAACAAUUCGCUAUCACUCGAAUUUUCCAAAAAAUGCCGAAGUUGUUCUUCGCUCAAGGCUUUAUUUUUUCGACUCAUCUUGAUUCACACUAAACUAUAACAAUAAAGAACCUUGAGUUUCCAUUUCAAACAUUGUCAAAGAGGAUCCAAAUCCAGGAUUUGAAUCCAACUUCCUUUCUAUGAGAAAAAAAUGAAAAAACAUCAAAAAACUAUUAAUUACCAAUGUUUUAUUUAAUAAAAUAAUGGAAAUGUAUCCAAAUAAAAUAUUGGCCCUUUGGUGAACAAUACGAAAUUUACCAUGGCACGCAAUGUGUUUUAAACCGACGUACAUUACUGGAAAAAAACAAUUGUAGGUGGGUUAAAUUUUACUUCAACAUACAUGUAGAGUUGUAUAAUAAGUGGGAGUUAAUAUAUGUUGUAAUUGAUGUAUAUCCCUCACUUAUUGCCUUCUAGGCAAAGCUUAAAAAUUAUUCGACUUCUUGUUCUUUCUCGUGGCACUGUAUUAUAUUGCGCUUAUAUGCAGAAAAAAAAACUCCAACCUGGAUUUGGACAGAAAAGUCGUGCAUGAGUAAGUAAGACGUUAAUUUAGAGUUAAUGAGGGAUAUAAAAAUGAUAUUUUAUUUAGUAGGUACCUAAUUAACAUGUUAAACGAUGGAUUUUUGUCCUUAAAAUUCGGCUAUACAUAUAAGGGCAUAUUGCAUAUUAGUUGCACUUUCUGGUGGUCUUUUUACCUUUAAUCUUUUUUUGUUUUUAUUCCAGGAGCUUUUGUAACUUUACAUAAAAGUAAGACCUUUUUUGUCUUUAGGUCACUAUCAUGAAAACUUAAUUUUUAUUAAACUUUAAUGGCCUUGAUAUUUAAUAAAUUGUUACCUUUGAUUAGCCAUUACACUAGUUUACGUGCUCAUUAAUUAUUAUAAACUUUUACCUAAUUUUACAAUUAUUAAAAUUCAUGUCUGUAUUUGAGGUGGAGUUGACGGUGACAAGGCCAGGAGAAAUAUAAUUUGUAUUUUUUUUAGAUUGAUUUUAAAAUAUUUUUAUAUGGUUCCUAAAUGCUUAACUAUUCAAUUGACAUUUACCCAUCUUUACACUUCCUAUAGUUUUGAGAACCUAUAAGUGGGAACCCAUUUAAAAUUUCCCUGUUUACCAAACCAUUUUAUAUAUUCAACUCAAGCACCACAUAAAUAAUAGUAUUUACGUUUUAUAGACUCUUAUGGUCCAUUGAUGAUUUUCUUCCUUAUGUAUUUAGCAUUUUCUACAGUUAAUUACUUCCAUAAUCAUUUACCUUAUAAAACAUUCUUAAAUUGUUUCUUAUGAAUUUUUAGCGACGUUAUUAAUUCGACCAUAUUAAGUGUUUGCUUGGUGUAACUUAAAAUUCAAAUCAUCUAUAUACGUAUUUUAUUUAUAUAACUACAAAUAUAAUCUUCACAGGGUGUAAUAUCGUAAAUAUUUAAGAACAAAUUUUUUUAGUCACUUAUAGUAUUAAUAAAUUCAACCAACAGGCACCCUGUAUACGAUAGUACAAAAGCAUAUUUUUUAUUAUUAUUUUUUUAUAGGGUGUCCCAAAUAUCCUUUAUAUGUGUAAUAACCUGACUUUUUUGUUGUUUAUUUAGGUGUUUUGUAGUACCCGCGCAGUUUCAUGUGAAAUCAUCUAAGAUGUUUGAAUUUUACUGAAAUUUUUAAUAAGGGGUGUCAGUAUUUAAUUUUAUUUAGGUAGUCGAUAUUUAAAGUAGUAAAUUUUACAUUCUUCAUGGAAAGUUACAUUUCCUUGUACCAGACUUUCCUUUAAUGUAAAUUUACACUACUUUACUUUAAUACCUAAAAAAGUGUCCUAUGUGACUCUAUAAGUGAGUUCAUCUUAUUUGGCAAUAUUUCGUCCUGGCAGUAGUAAACUAUAGCGAAUUUUAGACCUAUUAACCAAAAAAAGUACGUUUUAGAUAAAAAAUAAUGCCUUUUUUUCUUAUCAGACAUCGAUGUCCCAAUUAAACAAAAACAACUACAGUAAAAGCUCUUUAUUCGCGGGGUAUUAUACGUUUUGUAAAUAUACCGCGAAUAAAGAAACCGUGAAUAUGGAAUGGUAACCUUCUAGGUGAUGGUAAUUUCUAUGGUAACCUUCUGGUAUACCUUCCUAGGUGACAAAAUAACAAACCAGUACAUACAUAUAUAAAAAAUGAAUUUAAUUGAAGUAUUUGACCAUAUUGAUUAACUAUUACCUUCAGGCAAUGGCUUAAAGAAUUUUGUAAUUUUUUCUUGCUUGACAUUUUUUAAAAGCUUCUUCAAUUCAUACUGAAAUUCAGCAGUGGCAAUAGCAAUUUGCCUCAUAAAAAUAAGACUUCGUUCCAUAGAUGGAUCAAUUUUCAUAAAAAAAUCAAAGUUCAUUUGCUAAACCUUCGCUAAGUUUUAUUGAAUUAAAUGUCACGUUUCCAGUGCUUGUUGAAGCCUCUUCUUCAAUAGGCUGUGAAUUUAACAUUUCCUCCAAGUCCGUUUCAGUGAAAUCUCCAUUUUGCGAUUCAAGCAACGUCUGAAUAUCACUUGAUUCUAUUUGUUCGAACCCCUCUCGUCCUGUUUCAUUCACAAUUUCGGAUAUGUUUGCAGUCAAAGUUUGAAUUUGCACAGAUUCUUCGUCAUUUUCUGCAGUCAGAGCAGGCCACAAUUUUUUCCAGCAUGAUUUCAAUUUGUAUGGCUUGAGUUCUUCCAAUGAUUCUUUUUGAAUGAUGAAAUUUGACAUAGCAAAAGGCAUUGUAAACAUAGCCUUUUGCUAUGUCAAAUUUCUUCCAGCAUUCCAUAACAUUCAUAUCAGGAUCACAUUUCAUAUUAUCCAAUAUGAUUUUGAAGGUUCAUCUAAUAUAAUGGAGCUUAAAGGCCUGGAUUAUUCCUUGAUCAAAGUUGAAGCAAAGCCGUCGUAUUGGGAGGUAAAAAUAUCACUUUUAUAUAUGGAUGGGAUGACCUGGUGCAUUGUCCAAAACUAGAACUGCUUUAAAGUCUAAAUUCUUUUUUUUUUUUAAAUGAGUUUCAACUUCAGAUACAAAACAAUUCCGAAACCAGUCACAAAAAAUAGCGCUUGUAACCCAUGUUUUCUUAUUAGCACGCCAAAAUACUGACAGGUCGUCCUUGUUUUGAUUUUUUAAAGCACGAGGAUUUAACGAUCCUGAAAGCAUUAGUGGUUUAAUGAGACAAUCACCAGAUGCAUUAGAACAUAGCAGCAGUGUAACUCUAUUCCUUGCUGCUUUAAAUCCAGGGGCAGACUUUUCGCUUUUAGAAAUCAAUAUUUUGUUUGGCAUUCUCUUCCAAAACAGCACAGUUUCGUCUGCAUUAAAUACUUGUUCAGGUUUGUAUCCUCCAUCAGCUACUAAGUUUUCAAAUUCUUCUGGAUAUCCUUCUUUGAAUGCAGCUUCUCCAACAAUUUCAAUGCUAUGCAAUGAUUAUCUCACCUUAAAUUUAUUGAACCAACCUUCCGAUGUUUGAAAUCAAUCCUCCAUCUUUACAUUCACCACCACUACUACUACCAGGUUCUUUAAAAUGGGCGUAAAGAUGCUUCGCCUUCUCCCGGAUUAUUGGACCACUCAGAGGCACUCUUUUUUGGUUGCGGUCUUCAAUCCAUAAUGACAACGCCAUUUCUAUUUUUUCUAUUGCUGGAUCACGAACAACUUUCGCUGACAAUGAAGUUGAAGUUACAGACGACCUUAUUUUAUCUUUGGAUUUUUUUAUCGAUGGUACAGUUGUUUCGUUGAGAUUUGAAGAUGAAGCAUUUCUAUUCUCACUUUAAGCGGUAGUACAGAUUUUCUUCGCUUAAAAACUCGUUUUUCACUUUUUUUGGUCGACAUUAUAAAUUAGGAAGACAGUGGUAUAGACACGUGUGACUUUGUCACAGUUUUUGUAACGAAUGAAAUAACAUGAAUGGAAAAAUGAAUCAUUAAAACAAGCGAAGCGACUCUUAUAGCGAGGCUGCCCUAGAAAAUCGCAACCAAUACGGCGGCGACGUUGUAAUAUGGUCAAUUUUACUUUUUUAUUAGUCCAUUUGACGAUGGAUAUUUCGUUGAAUAACUAUUUGAAUCCUUUUUAUCAAUAUAUAUGUGCCGACGUACUGAUUCGAUCCGCAAAUAGUAAGACAUUUUUAGCCGCGAAUAUAGGAACUGGGUCGCAUUUUUUUAAUCCGCGAAUAGUGAAAACGCAAAUGAAGGAAGCGCGAAUAAAGAGCUUUUACUGUAUAACAUUCCACUUGACGGCAAGAAAGUGGCACUUUGGGUCCUCGAAAAUAUCGUGUUUCUUCCCGGUAAAACCGUACAAUAAUAUACAAACCACAGCAUCCUUUUCUGCCCUAGGUUAAUAAUUUAGUACUAAAACCUGAUUUGGUCUUAGAUUUAUAAACUUGACGUUGUUGCCGUAGGUAAACGCGAAGGGUUCUUUAAAAACAGUUAAAAUUUACGUCAAAUGUCUGGCAUAAACGAAACUAUAAAAAAAGCCUGGAACAAAAAUUACUUUCGAGAUUAUAGCGUUUUUUUACUGUUAGUUUUGGUGUGAAUUAAAACACUCGAUAAUAGUCAACUGAUUUAUUACAUAAUUAUUACACACGUACACAAUAAACACGAUGACUUAAGACUACUAGAAAAAUUUAUUUGUACUGUUUUAAUUUUCUAGCGGUAAGGGCAGGUAGACCACUGUUCCCGAACGUUCGUUUUAAUUUCUAUUAGUGCGUAUUAUUAUCUGCUAUUGUGUGUCCCGAGAUGUCGCGAGGUGUGCCUACCGCUCGCUCCAUCCUUGUCGCACUUUCGGGUCUAGGCGACGGACGAGAUGAUUAUACAAAUACAAAUAUUUCCGUUGCGAACCCAUUCUGGUAUUAGAGACACAAGCAGUGUUAAAUUGUGCUUAAAGCACUUUUAAAAAACAUCAAAUGAUAAAAAAAAUUAAGUGUUGAAUAGAAGUCCAUAUUUUGUAGGAGAAUGCGUAUAUAAAGAUUACAAAAUGGGGAAGUCUUUAUCUCCAAGGAAAAUGCAUGUAGGUAAAUGUAUUAGGCAUUUCGGCUGUGUAAACAGCCAUCAUCAGAUACAGAACAUUACAAAAAACAUAUACGUUCACCAAAUAAAACAAAAAUUACCCGUUAUCGGAAUAAAAUAUUAUUAUAUUAUAUUAAAUUAUUAUUGUUGUUUUUAUUCCGAUAACGGGUAAUUUUUGUUUUAUUUUAAAAGCAUUUUUUAUUCCCUAAAAAUGAUGUAUCUCGUUCAUACGUGACGUAACGUUCCAACGUAUUAACACGUUAACUGCUACGUGAAUCAAGUGUGUCUCACAGGUAGCAUAUUAGUUUAUGCCACGUGAAUCAGCCGUGAUUCACAGGAAAACUAUUGUAAUUAUGCCUGUAGCUAAUAACACCUCUACAAAUGUCUUUGAGUGGGUGUUGCUGUAGCUCGCCGGUGAUUCUCAGUAGCCAUAUAAAUCAAUGGUAAUUUAAAAAGCGUGACCUGGCGUAUAAAAUGUAAUGACUAGCACACUAAAUUUUUGUAUAAAUGGCGUUAAGUGCAAGGUUUUUUAAUUUUUGUCGAACAAAAACAAAAUUUAUUUUUGAAGAUAUUUUUAUUAGAAAAAAUUAAAGACAUUUUAGAAGCUCAAAGUACAGAUUAGGUAUACAAGGUACAUAGUUUUUAAAAGCAUAAAAAUAAUUAUUCUUUUAAGCAGACAUGACACUCAGUGAAACAAGUCACGCAGUAGUACUUAUCGCACUAAAUGCACUUCCAUCUAGUUUGUGCAGAAUUUUUUGCUGCCACAGACCUGCCCUUUUCUUUGGAUAUUUUGAAAUAACAAAGCAGCAUCUUCGCCGGUUAGCAGUACCGACGUCUUCCAAAAUAUGUUUCACUCGAUUUGCGUUUAUUUGUGAAUCUCUUCGCUCAUUUUGGUUUUCUUGGGAAAGAUGUAAAAGGGAUGUAGCAACUUCUUCUCUAAAUGCUGUUAUUGUCAUUUUUUGUCCAGUUACUACCCUAAACAAUAUGUACGCAUUUACCAUAGCCGCUCCCAAAAGCAAUUCCACCGCAAUUUUUCGGUACCAUUUAAUUCCCUUUCUCAAUCCCGUUUGUCUUGCCCUUUUGUAAUUACAACUCCUGUAUUACUCUCUUGACUAUAUGCUUCGCCUUUCUUUAGUUUUUUUUUAUAAGAUCUUUUGGAUUAUUUUUACGAUUUUUUCUAAGCGUACCUACUAAAUGAGUUUUUCUUUCUAGUAACUUGUAAGCCAGCUCCAUACUUGUGUAGUAGUUAUUUACGUAAAUGCACCGCCCACAGUCCAAAAGUGGUUCGCAAAGGUUCAUAACAACGUUAGUUGGCACGCUUCAUUCAUCUAUUUUUUCCUUGCCACAAUAUAUUUUCAGAUCAUAAGUAUAUCCUCCUUCAAGACAUAAUUUGUAUAACUUCACGCCGAACCUAUGCCGUUUAUUCUUGAUAUACUGCAUGAAAGCCAGCCUUCCACGAAAAGGGACAAGCGUUUCGUCAACGCAUAUUUGCUCUUUGGGAAUAUAGAACGUUUGAAAAUUCCCUUUUAGCUGGUCCAAAAGGGGUCCAAGUUUGUAUAAUCUAUUAGAACUAUCAGCAUUUUCAUUAUCUUGAAAAUGCCAAUUUGCCAGCAACAACUCAAACCUAUUGCGUGACAUCACAUUUGUAAUUUGGUUUACAUAAAUUUUCUUUUUGGACCAAUAGUCUGCUAAUUUAGGUGCACGAAGUAAGCCCAUCCAAAUUUGAAGACCGAUAAAAGCUAUAAUCUCCUCAGGUUUAGUAUUUUUCCAUUUAUUUAUACGGGACCAUUUUAAAAGUGUUAAUUCUUUUUUCUGCGCAGCGUAACGAUUAGUUUCCCUCACAAUGUUACUUACAACAUUGUCAUCCAUCAUCAGCUUGAAAAAAACAGGAGGCUUAUCAAUGUGUUAAAAUAAGUGAUUUACAAUACCACUUUCAGGAAUAUCAACUGGAAAGUUCUUUAGGUAUUUUCCAGUCACUUCUUGCCACAUCAAUCUUGGAACAAGUUCCUCAUCAUCUGAACUAUCUAACUGAAACUGCUGAAUAACUGGCUCUAUGGUCUCCGAAAUAGCGUCAUUUUUAUUUACGUUUUGGAAAAAUGGUGGAUCAUCAGCUCUGUUAAGAAGUUGCGUACUGGAACCUUCUCUUCCAACAUCUGUAAAUCCUAAUGAAGUGCGCAUGUUUAUUGAUUUCUUCUUUUUUACUAAUGGCUCGUUGCUAUUUUCCGAAAUACAUGAAGAUGAUGAAGGCAAACUAUGAGGUUCAUAUUCAUCUGAGGAUUCUCCGAAAGGAUCGGGCUCUUCAUCAGAAAAUAUCUCGUUCAUCAGCUUUUAAAGACGCUGCUCUUCUUUAUUAUAACUAUCCAUCUUUUCAAAAAAAAUCUAAAAUUAGCUUGGAAAACAAGAUUUGCGAUAAAAUCUUACCUUAGUCAAUAAUAAAGACCGCUAAUAAACAAAUAUCAAAACACACACCUUUUCAAAACACAAGUUUUCAGUUCUUUACUGUUUGACUGAUCACACAUAAAUGACGAUAAACAACAAAAUAGACUAGUUUUGUUUUGAUUCAAGUUAAUCAAAUUAAUCUAAAUGUUCGAAAUGACGACCAUUAAUUUGUAAGCAUUUCCGCGCAUUUGAAUGUUGUUGAAUGAAUUGAAAUUUUGUUGUACGCUUCUCUUAUUUUUAAGCUUAGGUCCUCUAAAUUUUCAGGCUUAGUUUAAUAAACCUGGUUCUUAAUAAAACCCCAUAUGGAAAAAUCCAUGGGUGUUAUAUCAGACGAUCUUGCGGGCCAAUUUAUAGGACCGAUUAUUAUUACCAAUCCAACAAAUAUUAACAUGAAUAAAAACUGGUGCGAAAGCUUGUCAAAAAUAUUAUUGUUGUUUGGUAAUUAUGACAACGCAGACUUCGACUACUGUCACAGUUAACUAAAUUGAACGGAUAAUAUAAAUAAGUAUUAAAAUAGUUUGAAACUACAUUUUUUAACAUAUUUAUCUGCGUGCUUCUCUCCACAUACAAUGCAACUAUUAUCAUCAUCUUCAGUAGUAGUGAGCGAAUUAAUGCCGGUCGUACCUCUAAUCUGCAACUUUUCAGCGCUUUGGUUAUUAUUAUCUUCAAUAGUUAGCUCUAACUAGCAGACUUAACAUUUUUUUAAGGGUUUGUGGUCUGUGAUGUCUCUAACUCUAAAGGAACGUUAAUUAACGGCGUCAAGUUUAUAAAUUAUCCUGUAUAAGAACGUCAUGUGGUGUUCAAGGCAACGUCAGAAUUGGGUGCCUUGAAAAAAAAAUUUGAUUUCACCAGAAAUAACACUUCCUGACGUUAAAUCACAUCCAACGUCAAGUUUAUAAAUCUAACUAGUAGUUUCCAUUAAAGGCACCGUUCGAACUAAUUCGAAACUUGGAUGAUUUCACAUGACUCCUUUAAUAUCGUAUUAACCUAUUCCGACCUCUGAUCCCCCCGUCUUCCCCUUGUGUGUGUUUUAGGGGUGAACUGAGCCCGGCUUGCCGUCGUCUCCGCCCACCGUCUCCCGCCCGCUCGCCACCGUAGCCGCCCCCCGUCCCGCCACCGGACCGCCGCCGCCCUUUUUCCUUUCGUGUCUUGCGUGUUGCGUUGUUGGUUGCCGCGGUGUCGCCCUCCCUUUUUUUAACCAAUAAAAACUGUUUGAAUUAGUUUAAUAGAGGUGAAACUGAACUGACUUAAUAUUGCCGACCGUUUCGGCUUAUAUUGAGCCAUCCUCACGCAACUAUUAAACAAUAAGAACCCUUCCUAACCGUAUUCCUUGCAUCGCAAUUAGUUCGUCGCAUGGUAGGCAGGUAAGCUGAGUGAGUAGACGACGCUUCGGGCUUUGCGGCCUCGUCAAGUAGAUUGUUUUUUUUUUUAAUUUUUUUUUGGUGUUAUACAGUGCACAUGGUUAAAGGAACAAAUUGAUAUUUUUUUCUUCUUUUAAGUUUUGGACACAUCGAUUAGAAUUGUCACUUUCUUCGAAAUAAAAAAUUUCUUUACAGGGUGCCAUAAGUAGAAACUAUGUCAACAUUCAUUUUUUUAAAUAGAACACCCUGUAUAUUAUGACGUUUUACAAUUCUAUAAUAUAUUCUGAAUACUUCUUGUUUAGCAUACCAUAUGCUUAAAGUCAGCGGUUUGUCAAAAUUAACGUGAUAGACUAAUGAAACAUACAACAUUAAAAAAUAAAAAUUGAUUCAGAUUUAUUGCAACUAAUGUUUAAUUUGCUGUCCAUAUACUUCAAUGCAUUUUCGAAGUCGGUAAAUAACUUCCAGUUGCACAUUUUCAAUCACUCGCUUAGUCUUAAUUUCUUGUCGGAUUCUUUGCAUUAAAUCAUCAACAUUAUUUGGUCUAAAUAGCCCCAUAAGAAAAAAUCUAAUGGGGUUAUAUCCGGCGACCUUGAUGGCCACUCAAUCUAAACAUCAAGCGCCCGGUCUCCAAAACCAAUCAUCAUGAGUACUUUAAUUCGUUCUUUCUCAGAUAAAGGCAUUUUAUUAAAAAAAUGAUAAGUGAACUGACACAAGUCACAUAAAAAAUUAACGUUGGCGACAUAGUUUCUACUUGAGGCACACUUUAAUAGAAAUGUUUAAUGGAUGUGUCUUAAAAUAAAAGAGGAAAAAUUACCUGAAUUUUAAAUGAACUAAUUUCUUUGAUCGUGAAUGCACUGUAUAGGGAGUUUUUUUGCAAUUUUUACAUAUCGAAGAACUUCCUGCAUAAUGUCAGUUUGUGUGUCAAUUUAUGCUCCAAACUAACCAUCAUAACAAAAGCCUAAUACGUUUUUAGUUUGAUUUAAGUACUUAUACAGGGUGUCGCUGUUGUUCUAAAAAAAAAAUCACAAAUUUAGGCUCAGUACUGUAAAUCCAUAAUAAUUGUUCCGGACAAUACGCAAAUGGUCUGACGUGUGAAUCAAGCCAACAAAUAUAACAAAUAUUUUAGUGGCCUAUUAUAAAUAGAUUUAUAAUAAAAUGUAGUUUAUCUUGGUUUGCAAUGUUAACGCGUGAACUGUGAUGUCAAUAUUUAUAUUUUUACUAUUGUAUUUAUUUUAUCUGUACUUAGAAACUGUCAUUUCUAAUGUUAUUGAGCGAAUAAAAGAACUAAAUGUAAAGUUUA
This is a messenger RNA of Anthonomus grandis grandis, 16290 nucleotides long. RefSeq names its product BTB/POZ domain-containing adapter for CUL3-mediated RhoA degradation protein 3. The transcript is spliced from 5 exons. Lineage: Eukaryota; Metazoa; Arthropoda; Insecta; Coleoptera; Curculionidae. The record is from RefSeq and is a predicted model, not a curated record. The coding region runs from base 26 to 1030 and encodes 334 amino acids. Gene Ontology annotation, molecular function: protein binding. Gene Ontology annotation, biological process: protein homooligomerization.